Aegilops tauschii subsp. strangulata is the source of this 1601-nucleotide messenger RNA. RefSeq names its product WRKY transcription factor WRKY71. Lineage: Eukaryota; Viridiplantae; Streptophyta; Magnoliopsida; Poales; Poaceae. Gene Ontology annotation, molecular function: DNA-binding transcription factor activity; sequence-specific DNA binding. Gene Ontology annotation, biological process: regulation of DNA-templated transcription. The record is from RefSeq and is a predicted model, not a curated record.
AUAUAACACGACUGCUCCACGCCAUUCUCCUCUCACUCGGAACUCGGAAAUAGUUCUCCAUCUCAACCUUCUCUUCUCCCUUCUCUUCUCUCCCGCGCGUUACCUCGAACCGGAAGCGAACUCUACAUCCAUCCUCGACCGAUGGAUCCAUGGGUCAGCAGCCAGCCUUCCCUUAGCCUCGACCUGCACGUCGGCCUCCCGCCGAUGGGGCACCCGCACCACCACCAGGCGGCGCCCAUGGUCGCGCUGGCCAAGCCCAAGGUCCUCGUCGAGGAGAACUUCAUGCAGCUCAAGAAGGACCCUGAGGUUGCGGUUCUUGAGUCUGAGCUACAGCGGGUGAGCGAGGAGAACCGGCGGCUGGGCGAGAUGCUCAGGGAGGUGGCCUCCAAGUACGAGGCCCUGCAGGGCCAGUUCACCGACAUGGUCACGGCCGGCGCCCACGCCGGCGGCAACAACAACAACUACAACAACCAGCCGUCCUCCGCGUCGGAGGGCGGGUCGGUGUCGCCGUCGAGGAAGCGCAAGAGCGAGGAGAGCCUCGGCACGCCGCCGCCCUCGCACCAGCAGCACUACGCCGCCGGCCUCGCGUACGCGGCGGCGCCGGACCAGGCGGAGUGCACGUCCGGCGAGCCGUGCAAGCGCAUCCGGGAGGAGUGCAAGCCCGUCGUCUCCAAGCGCUACGUCCACGCGGACCCCGCCGACCUCAGCCUGGUGGUCAAGGACGGGUACCAAUGGCGCAAGUACGGGCAGAAGGUGACCAAGGACAACCCCUGCCCCAGAGCCUACUUCCGGUGCUCCUUCGCCCCCGGCUGCCCCGUCAAGAAGAAGGUGCAGAGGAGCGCCGAGGACAAGACCAUACUCGUGGCGACGUACGAGGGCGAGCACAACCACUCCCAGCCCCCGCCGUCGCAGCCGCAGCAGCAGAACGACGGCUCCGGCGCGGGCAAGAACUCCGGGAAGCCGCCCCAGGCGCCGACCACGCCUCACCACCCGCAGCAGCACAAGCAGGAAGCGGCAGCGGCCGCCGUCAGCGGCGAGUCGGCCGCGGCGGCGUCCGAGCUUAUCCGGCGCAACCUGGCGGAGCAGAUGGCCAUGACGCUGACGAGGGACCCCAGCUUCAAGGCGGCGCUCGUCUCCGCGCUCUCCGGCCGGAUCCUCGAGCUAUCGCCGACCAGGGACAUCAAUUAAUCCCCACAUCAGAAGACACUGCGCGGCUCAAAUUUUCUUGCGGUGGUCGAUUACUUCGUUCGGCAUUGCUGCCUUCCUCUGCCGCCUCCGUCAAAACCUCAAAGAAAAACCAGCGAGGACCGGACUGCCUGACCGACGACGGAGACGCGAUCGGUUCCGGCGAGCCAGGAACGGAGCCACCGCCGCUGCUGCUCGUGUAAAUACAUCGCCAACACGAGGACGGCGUGGGAGGUCGUAACAUGUAAUGUACUCUAGUAGCUAGGAUAAUGCAGUCAGUCAUUCAGGAACACGCGAAAGUGUGCAAUCCUUUUUUCUUUUCCUUAUUACUAGGCGAAAUGUUCGUUCCAUAAUUUCCAUGGAACUCGAUUCGAUUCAAUGAGAAAAAUCAAAGUCACCGCACAUUCUCAGUUCAA